Messenger RNA from Endocarpon pusillum Z07020, 2682 nucleotides. RefSeq lists its product as uncharacterized. The coding region runs from base 1 to 2682 and encodes 893 amino acids. The record is from RefSeq and is a predicted model, not a curated record. NCBI's taxonomy places the organism in Eukaryota, Fungi, Ascomycota, Eurotiomycetes, Verrucariales, Verrucariaceae. The transcript has a single exon.
AUGGACAUUGCCGCCGGCGUUGUUGGUUUCGUCGGCUUGUCAGGACAGAUCUUGCAAGGGUGCAAUUACCUCUGCAAGACCUUCUGUGAUGCCGCGGAUGCCCCGGACGUCAUUGUCGCCAUCUUAACCGAGUUGCGCGCUGUCAGAUCCCGGCUUGAGGCUUUUCAGCACCUGCUAUUGGAGAUACAGGCCAGUGCUCCAGCCUGCUUGAGGGUACAACAAGAUCCUGCUAUUCCGUUACAAAACUGCCAAAAUGUAAUACAGAAAGUACAGAGCUUUGUGGACAAGUACGCGGAUCUCUCGAUCUCCACAGCAUCGAGUUCCGGCAAUCUCAAGUCCCACAAAGCCGCGUUCCAUAAAGCAUGGCAGAAAUUCGAUGUGGCAAGAAAAGGUGACCAGCUCAGAGGAUAUGUGUCUCAGUUGGAAGCAGCUAAGUCUUCCUUAUUAGCCACGCAAAUCAGCAUUCAGCUUGCACUUCAGUUGCAACAUUUUGACACGACCCGUGGAGCGCAGCGAAAUCUUCAGCAGCUUCAAGAUGAGCACACAGCCUCAGCCCAAAUUGUGAAAGAGACUAAAAAUCUUGUAAGCGAUGUUCAUAGUUUGCAGAAAGACAGUCAUCUACUUGCUAAAAUGACCAACCUAUCAUUAGACAAGAUUGUCUCAAAUAACCAGACGCUUCUGGUACAAUUUGCAUCAUCCGAACAAUAUGCCUACGAUACUAAGAUUGCGUCCCACUUCACACAAAAUGCUAUUGAGUCGCUUAAUGCAAAUCUCAAUAAACGGUUCGAUGAUUUGCCGACGAUAUUAGCGCCUAUAAUACAGGACACUAUCACACAAAGUCUAGCUAUUCACAAUUCUUCAAGAGAGACUGAGGUCCUGUCGACAAAGCAAAGGCCUGAUGAUAUAACCGCUAACCUCUAUAAAGGAAGCCCUUAUACUGGCAAUAAUUGCUUGUUACCUAGGCAGACAAGGUCGGUAAAGACGUUAUUACAGCAUGAAAGUGCUUCGUCACUACUUCCUGACGACUUAAAGAUCAUGUCUAUCAAUACUGACAUUCCGGCCGAAAAUCUCAUGCACUCCAUGCAACUGGGUAGACGAGGCCCGAAGCGACAGAAAACAACCAAGUCGGUCUUCAAUGUCUGGUUCGGACGAAUUGAAUUAACGUCCUUAACCACAGAGCAAGAAGGUGAUGUAGACUCAGACUACAUUCCUCCAACGCGCCUUCAAGCACGACGGACGAGCUUUCAACUUAUUCCAAAUUCGUGGUUCCUGAAGUUUGGUCUUCUUUUUGAAACAGGAAAAAGCAGACCUACAAUCUCCCACCCCGGAUGGGAUAAUCGAUUGCGAGUCAUUCGUACCCAUCAGAUGGACUCGUCCGUCUACGAAACAAUCCAUCGUGGUGACUACGUGGGUUUUCGGAAACUUUUAGAGAGUCGAGAGGUCACGCCCUUUGAUCUUAUAGAUUUUGGAUACUCGACCAUACGAACUUUGUUCGAGAUUGUUGUCCAUCAUAUAAUUCCAGCAACCAGAGAUGAAAACCACGUAAUGCAAAGAGAUCAGCUCGAAAUUGCGAAAAUGCUAGCAGAUUCAGGCGUAGAUUGUGGUGUUGGCAUUGGACUGCUUUGGCUCUUGAAGGCGCUGGGCUUCAAGUCGAACGAAGCCAACCUAAGUCUGUUCCGCAUCAUAAUGACACAGAGCCAAACAGAUCCUUUCGAGGAGUCAGGUCAGAAAAUUGCCCAGGGAAAUUUUCUCUCAGCUCGGCUCUCCCUUCUAACGAAGCAAGAUGAGUGGGACCUCUCGGAGUUCACAAAGCUAUUCGAAGACUACUGGGGAAAUGGAUCGUUUCAACACAGAAUUAGAAACGACAGGAGUAGUGAUGAGUGGCACGAAAUACAAAAGCUGAAUUGGAGCCGAAUGCCAAUAUCUCUCAGAAGGUCAAGAUCUUAUUGUGUGGCCGUAUUUGGGCCGCGUUUUAUUGACUUUUCUUGGCCGGAGCUUUACUGGUCAGCUGGAAAGCCAGCUUUCUGGCAGUCGAAACAAGCUUGUGAAGAAUUCUUUGGUUCAUAUUUCGUAAAAUACGAUUGGCCACUGUUGUUAUGGAGAGAGGAGCUGCCUACUUUCUGGCACUCGAGAAAGGCUUGUCUGGAGAUUUUUGGAGAGUAUUUCAUAGCAUAUGACUGGCCACAUCUUUUGGGGAAGCUGGGCUUCGACUUCUUGGAAGGCAAAGGAGCUUGGAAACAAAGAAGGCGAUGGCACUGGGAUGAGGAAGGACGAAAUAUAUGGAUCACUCAAAUGAUAGAAUGCUGGUCGAAGGAUGACAUUCCCAAAAGACAUGCAAGACAAUAUUGCAUAGAUCAAUAUGGUGUCAAUUUUGUCAAAGAAGAGCUACCGUCUCUAUUGAGACAGGAUGGGCUGCCGGAAGAAGAAGUAGUCCAAUUGACUGAGGACGGUCCGGAUAUGGAGCCACCGGCCCCUGUUCCAUUUUGGAAGUAUGAAGAAUCGGUGUCACUCUUCGAAUGUGAGGAGUCAGAGGACAGUCAAGACGAGCAUGAUGCAGACAGCGAUGCCGCCAGUGACGGAGACAGUGAUGCCGCCAUUGAUGGAGACAGUGAUAUCAAGCUGAGUGAUGGACACAGUGAUGACGAGCUGAGUGAUGGUUGGCAGACCGCAGAGGAAGACUAA